Molecule: messenger RNA, 893 nt
Organism: Propithecus coquereli (Coquerel's sifaka)
Lineage: Eukaryota; Metazoa; Chordata; Mammalia; Primates; Indriidae
Gene: RPL7A
Product: ribosomal protein L7a
Exons: 8
Coding region: 44-844 (266 amino acids)
Biological process (GO): ribosome biogenesis
Cellular component (GO): ribonucleoprotein complex
Source: RefSeq, a predicted model, not a curated record
ACCCACAAUUCCCUUUCCUUUCUUUCUGCUCCAGCCGCCCAAGAUGCCGAAGGGAAAGAAGGCCAAGGGCAAGAAGGUGGCUCCGGCCCCCGCCGUGGUGAAGAAGCAGGAGGCCAAGAAGGUGGUGAACCCGCUGUUCGAGAAGAGGCCGAAGAACUUCGGCAUUGGACAGGACAUCCAGCCCAAAAGGGAUCUCACCCGUUUUGUCAAAUGGCCCCGCUACAUCCGUUUGCAGAGGCAAAGAGCGAUCCUCUAUAAGCGGCUGAAAGUGCCUCCUGCCAUUAACCAGUUCACCCAGGCCUUGGACCGCCAAACAGCUACUCAGCUGCUUAAGCUGGCUCACAAGUACAGACCAGAGACGAAGCAAGAGAAGAAGCAGCGACUGUUGGCCCGGGCUGAGAAGAAAGCUGCCGGCAAAGGGGAUGUCCCCACUAAGAGACCACCUGUCCUUCGAGCAGGGGUCAACACCGUCACUACCUUGGUGGAGAACAAGAAGGCUCAGCUGGUGGUGAUCGCACAUGACGUGGAUCCCAUCGAGCUGGUUGUCUUCCUGCCUGCGCUGUGUCGGAAGAUGGGGGUCCCUUACUGCAUUAUCAAAGGGAAGGCCAGGCUGGGGCGUCUAGUCCACAGGAAGACCUGCACCACUGUCGCCUUCACGCAGGUUAACUCGGAAGACAAAGGAGCUCUGGCCAAGCUGGUGGAAGCCAUCAGGACCAACUACAACGACAGAUACGACGAGAUCCGUCGUCACUGGGGAGGCAACGUCCUGGGUCCAAAAUCUGUGGCCCGCAUCGCCAAGCUGGAAAAGGCAAAGGCUAAAGAACUUGCUACUAAACUGGGCUAAAUGUACACUGUUGUUUUCUGUACAUAAAAGUAAUAAAAAUUAUCCUUCA